Triticum urartu is the source of this 1036-nucleotide messenger RNA. RefSeq names its product diacylglycerol kinase 1-like. Gene Ontology annotation, cellular component: membrane. NCBI's taxonomy places the organism in Eukaryota, Viridiplantae, Streptophyta, Magnoliopsida, Poales, Poaceae. Gene Ontology annotation, biological process: phospholipase C-activating G protein-coupled receptor signaling pathway. Gene Ontology annotation, molecular function: ATP-dependent diacylglycerol kinase activity. The record is from RefSeq and is a predicted model, not a curated record.
CCCAAAACGAUUGAGAAAGAGCGGGUGAAUCCAGAACCGGAGCGCCUCCGAUCCUCCCUCUUCAUCGCUCCCCCACCAUACCCCUCGUCCUGCUCCCAUUCAUUCCCCUCCAAAUCGGAGCAUCGGAUCAACCACACACGCCAGAUCUCGGCCGCGCGGAGUCCGUACAGGGCGCACCUCGGGAUCUCAGGAUGGAAGAGGAGAUAGAAACCCCUAGAGAUUUGAAGCCAUGUGGGCCUUUGGAGGAGUACCGCAUUCCAGAUUACGUCUUGAGACCAGAUGCCCAACAAGUACUUGUUGAUCAUGCUCCACAGUGUCCUGUAAUAGUGUUCAUCAAUUCUAAAUCUGGCGGUCAACUUGGAAGUAGUUUGAUCAAAACAUACCGUGAACUUCUGAGUGAAGCACAGGUUAUUGAUCUCUCAGAAGAGACUCCGGAUAAGGUUUUGCACCGUUUAUAUGUGAAUGUUGAAAGGCUCAAGAUUGAAGGAGACAUUCUUGCCGUUCAAAUUUGGAGGACUAUGAGAUUAAUUGUUGCAGGUGGCGAUGGUACAGCGAGUUGGUUGCUUGGGGUCGUCAGUGAUCUUAAGCUUUCCCACCCACCUCCAAUUGCCACCGUACCUCUGGGAACUGGAAACAACCUCCCAUUUUCAUUUGGAUGGGGAAAGAAGAAUCCUUCUACAGACCAAGAGGCUGUAAAAAUAUUCCUUGGGCUUGUGAAGCAUGCAAAAGAGAUUAAAAUUGAUAGCUGGCAUCUAAUUUUGAGGAUGAAAGCUCCAAAAGAAGGUCCGUGUGAACCCAUUGCUCCCUUAGAGUUGCCUCAUUCACUUCAUGCGUUCCACCGUGUGUCAAGCGGUGACUCCCACGAUGUGGUAAGCAUGUAUUUAUGCAAGUAAUGACGUCACACGUUUGGGCGUGGGCCAAGUAAUGAUGUCACAUGUUGAUGCACAUUCUUCUGAAUUAGCACACUUUUGGUCUAAAACCACAGUGAAAAUAAAGUUAUCUCAUCACCACUUCAUGUAAUUCAAGGAUCGUUGCC